AAGGCACAGGCUCGCAGACAGGCCAUCCUCGCUCGCGGCGGCGACCGUCUCGCAAGGCUCACCUCCUCCGCGCGCGGCGAGGAUGCGUCUGCCUAUCUGCACGAUGGUAUGUAUACAUCGCUGGCCCGCCUGUCGCGUCACCUCAUCCCCGCCACAUGUACAGACCCUCCGCUGGCACCGCUGCCCACGAACAGACCCACUCUGGAGAGCUUCGUCGGGGAGCAAACCAGCAUGCCAAGGCCCACGCCGACAUCGACAGCAGCCGCUCCCCGACCUGCACCAAAGCCCCAGGCGUCCGGUACCCGCGCUGGUGCACCGCUGCCUCCCUCGCAGGAGGAACAGAUGAGACAGCUUCGUGAAGCCCUGACUGCUUCGGGCGCAUUCCCUUCCCUACCGUCCUCUGCUCCGGGAGAGGACCCGCUGGCUGCCAUGAUGGCCAGCAUGACUCAGCCUGGUGGCAUGCCUGGCAUACCGCAACAGAAAGUCGCCGCCGCCAAACCCAAAACGCGCCUGCAGAAGCUCUUGCCGUUCAUACACCUGACGGCGGCGUGGAUGCUGCUCAUCUACUUUGUGCUCUGGAGAGAGCCAGAUGUAUUCGAGACUCGGACACAUCGUCUGCUGUCCGAUAGUGUAUGGAGACGGUGGGCGGAGCUGGGAUGGAAGAGUCCGAGUGAUGGGUGGGGAGUACAGCCAGUACCUUUCUUCUGGGCUUUCAGUGCUCUCACGCUCGCUCUACAUUCGUGGCGGAUAUUCUCUAGGGUGGUGAGUGUCAUCUCCGUGCCCCGUCCUCUCUCCCGGCUUGACUUGUUUGCAUCCAGGAUACGCCGCAGCCGCCUAUGCUGCUAGCCCUUGCGCUACCGCACUUACCACCUCCGCUGCCAUCUAUUAUCACGAACGGCAUGGCGUACCUGCAAAUUGGUGGAAUAUUCCUUGACGACAUAGCAGGCUUGCUGGUCGGGAUAGGAUUGUUCAUAUGGAUUGCAGGGUGGAUAGCCGAAUGAGCGACGUUUAUAUCACGACCCCCACGAACAGUCAGUGUAGAACCACACUAAUGCGACCCCGGUCUUGCAUGCAAUGGACUCCAUUACCAAUGAUACUGUAGCAUUACGAAC
Messenger RNA from Fomitopsis serialis, 1112 nucleotides. RefSeq lists its product as uncharacterized. The transcript has 2 exons. The annotation marks the transcript as partial. The record is from RefSeq and is a predicted model, not a curated record. Lineage: Eukaryota; Fungi; Basidiomycota; Agaricomycetes; Polyporales; Fomitopsidaceae. Gene Ontology annotation, biological process: retrograde vesicle-mediated transport, Golgi to endoplasmic reticulum.